Molecule: messenger RNA, 520 nt
Organism: Zychaea mexicana
Lineage: Eukaryota; Fungi; Mucoromycota; Mucoromycetes; Mucorales; Lichtheimiaceae
Exons: 3
Coding region: 56-520 (154 amino acids)
Cellular component (GO): U12-type spliceosomal complex
Molecular function (GO): zinc ion binding; nucleic acid binding
Source: RefSeq, a predicted model, not a curated record
AUAAAAUAUAAAAGCGCUGUCACACCUCAAAAGACCUGUUUACUCUUCAGUCAUCAUGCCAAAAAAGUAUUACUGCGAUUUUUGCAAGUGUUCUUUCCCUGACAAUGUCACCAAUCGCCAAAACCAUAUUAAUGGAGCAGUGCACAAGGCGAAUCGGAAACUUCAUUACGACUGGUUCAAAGAUCCGGACGAAUAUAUUCACGAACAAGCUAGUAAGCCACCGUGUCGUCGUUAUUUGAUGCAAGGCUAUUGUGAAUAUCAACUCCAGUGUCGAUACAGUCAUAUCACCUACGAUCCGGCAGGUCGACCCAUCUAUCCCCCCGAACUGACAGCUUGGCUGCAGGAACGACAACAAGCCGAUGCCACUGCACGUGCACAGGCGCCAGUGGCAACACCAUCCAUGGACAAGCCAAAAUAUCGUCUACCACGAGGAUGGAAAGUGCGUGAGCUGCCACCGUCAUUGAAGCCGCCACCACCUUCGCCACCGUAUUCAUGGUCUAAUGCAGGUGUCUGGGGUUGA